Penicillium digitatum Pd1 is the source of this 393-nucleotide messenger RNA. NCBI's taxonomy places the organism in Eukaryota, Fungi, Ascomycota, Eurotiomycetes, Eurotiales, Aspergillaceae. The record is from RefSeq and is a predicted model, not a curated record.
AUGAAAGAGGUCUUCGAUACAAAAUUCGGGAUCGGUAUCCGGGAUAGCAACAGACCGCAAUUUGCAUCAGGCUACCUUCUUCUCUCCCUCGCCCUAGCACACGGUGCUCUCUUUGCCGUCAACACUGUGGACGAUCUAGCACAAUUCAAUCUCUCAAAUGGAGAGAUUCCAUUGCGAUGGAAAGAUGAGUACUUGGAAAAGCCAGUCCUCAGACAUGCAACGGCAGAUGGACCCCAAGAGACUCCUUUGACGAAACAAAAGUUUUGUUCCUGCCUGCGCCAAAUCUUCGCCGCCGCGGGAUAUUUUGGUGAACUGGCAACGAUCCACUGUAUCCGACGAAAUCUAGGGAAGAAAGUCGAAAGUCAGUCCCUGCAACCACGAAAGAAAACCUGA